UUGAUAUACCGUGAUUAAAGAUAAUAACAUUGGUUAGGCAUAGAUACCUAUGUGAUUUUGUAUUCGUUAGGUACGUGUCUAGUGCCCAUUUUACCACAUUCUGUUAAGAGGAUAAGAUAUUUUAAAAGAUUAAAUUGAAUGGUUGUGCCAGACGAGGAUCAGGAUGUUGUGGAGACUGAUGAUCCUGAGCCAAUGCCAGCCUCCUGCAGUGAGAUAGUGGCUGGGCUGACGGCUUUGGAGGCAGAACUGGCAGAGUUGACUCGCCAUGUGCGCCAGUUAUCAGCCGGCCUGGCCCAGGAGCUGGAAGCGCAGCCACCGCCUCUCUCAGAUGGCCAGCUAAGUGGCGUGUUCCUGGCCGAGGAUGGCCUGGCGGACGAGCUGCGCCGUCACUGUGCCACCUGGCGCCGGCUGGCCGGCCAGGCGGUGGCGGCACGCGGGCGGCCGCGCGCCCACCUCCGGCAGCGGCUGCAGCGGCGCCAGGCGGCCGUGCGCGCCGGCCUGGCCUGCCUGGUGCGCGCGCUGUCGGCGGCCGUGGCGCUGCUGCUGGAGCUCGCCGCGUUCCGCGUGUACAGCCGCGCCGACGUCACGCACCUGGAGAAGGUGCUGGCGCUGCUGGCGGCCGUGCACCACACCCAGGGCGAGCUGCUGGCGGCGGCGGCGGCGGCGCGGCGCGGCCCGGCCGCCGUGCCCGGGCUGCGCCUGUUCCGGCUGACAUUCAGUCGCGCCGCCGCCGGCCGGCCGCCGUCCGUGGAGCAGCUGUGCGCCCGGCUGGCGCAGGUGCGCGCCGCCCGGCUGGCCGGCACGCUGCAGGCGCGGCUGGGCCAGCAGCUGGAGCUGGACAGCCUGCUGCGCCAGCAGUGGCCGGCCCGGCGGGCGGCCGCGCCGGCCGGCGAUGACGAGUCGGCGUCCGGCGCGGCGCUCCGCCUGCCGCCCAUCCCGACCAUCCUGAUCGAGCGCAGUUCCCCAACCUCGGGGUACGCCAGCAGCGGCGGCGAGGGUGACGCGGCCGGCGCCGAGCGGGCCGAGCGCGCGCCGCCGGCCGACCUGGCCCGCCUGCUGACCCACGAGGAGAACGCGGCGCACAGUCUGCUGCUGGCGGUACCGGCCGGCGGCCGGCGCCUGCUCGACCCGCACCUGCGCGCCGCCGGGCCAGAGGGCCGUCUGACGGGCAGCGGCCGGCGCCGGCUGGUGGCGCUCUACCGGGACGAGCUGUGGCGUACCGCCUGCGAGCUGCUCCAGCAGCGCCUGCUGUGGCGCGCAGACGCGGCGGCCGGCCGGCCCGCGCUGGCAGCCGCCGGAGCGCCGGCUGCCCUCCUCUGGCUCGCCGAGACGCUCGACAGGCUAUCAGAGGAGCUGACUGAACUAGGCCUGCCGCCCGAGUCGCUGUCGGCGCGCCUGCGACUGCCGCUGGUGCCCGCCUACGCCGGCUGGCUGCUGACGCCGGCGCUGCACCUCAGUCAGAGCACGCUGCACGCGCCAGUGCCGCUGGAGGGUGGCCAGCAGUGCACCAAGUGCGGUAAGCUGUUCUUUGACUCGGUCUCGUUCCUGGUCGGAGAGCUGAACUCUGUGCUGACGGCGCAGUCGGCGGCGCUGGCGGCGGCGUCGGCCGGCGACCAGGACUCGCCGCCGCCGGCCGACCUGCUGCCGCUGCUGCGGCUGCAGCUGCUGCUGCAGCGGAUGCUGGGCGCCGCGCUGCGCCAGCUGAGCGGCUGGGUGACGGCGCGCAGCCGGCUGCUGCUGCAGCAGUGGCAGACCUCGGCCUACUUCCUGGUGACCAUGGCCGACCUGCCGCGCUGCCUCCAGCUCGUCGACUCACUGCAGCCGUGUCCGCCGCUGGACUCUGUCUCCGACCCGCCGCCGGAGCUUCAGGAGGCCAUCCAGGAGCGCAUAGAGAGCGGGCGGCAACUGGACGCCGUCGUCCUCCAGCUGCAGGGCUGCCGGGCGGCGAACCUGUCGUCUGUUUCGGACGCCUGCCGCCGCACGGCGCUGCAGUCGCUGGCCGGCCUGGUGCCCGGGAAGGCCUACUGGCGGCGACCGGCCAUCAUCACCUCCCAGCCGAGCGACUACGUGCGGCCGUUCAUCGGCGAGGUACUGGAGGAGGUGCUGUCUGUCGUGUCCCGUCUCGGCACGCCCCUGCAGCUCACCGUCGGCGCGCUGGUCGUCAAAGUCGCCUGCUACGCCUGGAUGGAGCACAUCGUACAGAAAAACAUCAAAUUCAGCUCGGCCGGCGCCCGGCAGCUGGCCCGGGACGUGGCCGCGCUGCGCGCCUGGCUGCGCCACCACCCGCACCUGUGUUCCGAGGCGCGCCAGCACGCGCUGGACGUGGACGCGCUGCGCGAGCUGGAGGGCGUCACCCAGCUGCUGCAGCGCCAGCCGCGCGAGCCGCGCGCCAACCAGGUGGCGCCGGCGGCCGGUGGGCGCCGCUCGGCCGGCUCGCUGCGCUCGGACGACAUCCCGGCGGAGAUGUACGUGCGCCAGCGCGAGGUGUGGCUGCGCCUGCGGCUGCACCGCGAGGACACGGCCGGAGCGCUGCUGCACCGGCUACUCGUCUGCCGCUGCUGCAUGUGGCCCAACUGAGCAGGGCGAGCGGCCGAGGCGGCGGAGGGAUGGAGAUUACGGACAGACUGAGCUGACGAAGGUGGGCGGGGCUGAAGAGGACCCGAACUCGGGUGGUAAGGUCUGACCCAGUCAGGGCUGGCAGACGAGCACACGGUGUUACGGGGAGACUGAGCAGCCGAGCUUCUGCUGCCGUGGAAGCUCAUGUUGGCCGGCUGUAGACUGGCUUCAUUGUUGGAGAGAGAGCGAUCUCAGUAGCACAAAUCGGUGUAGCACAACUCAGGUAUUGUUUCCUUCAACAACUAUCACAGUGUCAGUAUGUAUAUGUGUUCCCUGAUGGCGUGAGAAGCAGACUCGCUGAAACCAGGCCAACCGUUUUUGCCAGACCUGAAAACCACUCGUGUAUCGUCAGUAAUGCGCAGGUUAUUCCUGUCCGGCCUCCAGUGGAGUGUCUGACGUCCCUGACCCGCCCACCGUGAAGCUGAUACGAAGCCGAGCAGAAGUCGUUACGCCGCCGGCACCGAGCCGCCGCUGGUUGAUGUGAUAUCGCUGUUCCGUCCAGUCUCAGUCAGGUGAUGUGAGAAGUUCCAGACGGACCUGUGUCGCGACUGAGCUGGUCUGCGUCAGACUCGCUCUAUCGUGUCGGAUCUGGAUCCAGGCUAUCGGUGUUUGUCUGUGAGACGCGCACGGCCAGGUACCGUGAUGUGUAUUGCUCAGUCCGCUGCCAGCGGUCACCUAGUCACCUUCGAUCUUCCUGACCGCCGGGCCGGAUGCUGGCGUCAACCGGUGGCCCUGUGUGUUUUGUCCUGUGGUCCUGUGACUCUGGGAGUCCUCCGCUCCCCUUCCGUCCGUGAG
Messenger RNA from Amphibalanus amphitrite, 3411 nucleotides. RefSeq lists its product as uncharacterized. Lineage: Eukaryota; Metazoa; Arthropoda; Thecostraca; Balanomorpha; Balanidae. The record is from RefSeq and is a predicted model, not a curated record. The transcript has 9 exons. The coding region runs from base 139 to 2577 and encodes 812 amino acids.